Hippopotamus amphibius kiboko is the source of this 3601-nucleotide messenger RNA. It is a transcript of the gene NCALD, whose product is annotated as neurocalcin delta. Gene Ontology annotation, molecular function: tubulin binding; calcium ion binding; actin binding. The transcript has 8 exons. Bases 449 to 1030 code for a protein of 193 amino acids. Gene Ontology annotation, cellular component: cytosol. NCBI's taxonomy places the organism in Eukaryota, Metazoa, Chordata, Mammalia, Artiodactyla, Hippopotamidae. The record is from RefSeq and is a predicted model, not a curated record. Gene Ontology annotation, biological process: calcium-mediated signaling.
CUUCUGCUCCAGUCUCCAUCAAAUGUCUUGUGGUACUAAAGCUCAGAUUUUAAAAGCUUGGUCUUCAAGUCCUUCAUGCAGCAAAACUGUCCUGAAUGCAGUGCUAGAAUAUGAGAAUGUGUCCACCUCAGAGGCAGAGGAAAGAGGACUGGAGACACACACUCUCUGUGGAUACAGGCACAUCUGCGGAGGGGAGAGAGUGGAGCCCGCUGCCCGCUGCUGCCCAGCUGUCAAUCAGAGUGACUUCUCCUGACUUGAGCCUGAGGUGUGCUUUGAGAGAUCCUCUGCCAGAUCAUCUCAGCUUUGGUCCCUUGGAACCACCCACUAGCGGCAGUCAUAAAUUGCAGGGCCAGAGAACUGCUGGUGAUAAAAUCUAUUGUGAUAACUGUGGAAGGCUCUGAGAUCUGAGGCACCGUGUGACUGCAUAUCCUGAAUUCUUGCUGUCAAGAUGGGGAAACAGAACAGCAAGCUGCGCCCAGAGGUCAUGCAGGACUUGCUGGAAAGCACAGACUUUACGGAGCACGAGAUCCAGGAAUGGUAUAAAGGCUUCUUGAGAGACUGCCCCAGUGGACAUUUGUCAAUGGAGGAGUUUAAGAAAAUUUACGGGAACUUUUUCCCUUAUGGGGAUGCUUCCAAAUUUGCAGAGCACGUCUUCCGCACCUUUGAUGCCAAUGGAGAUGGGACAAUAGACUUUAGAGAAUUUAUCAUAGCCCUGAGUGUAACGUCGAGGGGGAAGCUGGAGCAGAAGCUGAAAUGGGCCUUCAGCAUGUAUGACCUGGACGGAAAUGGCUACAUCAGCAAGGCAGAAAUGCUUGAGAUCGUGCAGGCAAUCUAUAAGAUGGUUUCCUCUGUAAUGAAAAUGCCUGAAGAUGAGUCAACCCCAGAGAAGAGGACAGAAAAGAUCUUCCGCCAGAUGGACACCAAUAGAGAUGGAAAACUCUCCCUGGAAGAGUUCAUCCGAGGGGCCAAGAGCGACCCGUCCAUAGUGCGCCUCCUGCAGUGCGACCCCAGCAGCGCCGGCCAGUUCUGAGUCCGGCGCCCCACCAAUUGUAGAGCUGCUUGUGUUCCCUUUGGAUUUUUCUUUUUAACAAAAAAAAAAAAAAAAUCUUUUUUUUUGCCAAACGAUAUUGACGGUGAUGCUGUUCCCCGUGUGGUCGGAUGCACCUCCCUCCGUGCCGCCUGCAGCUUCUUUUGUCGUGGACGCUUCGUGGGAAUGUCUCGAACCCCCGCGCUUGUGGAGAGCAUGGACCGUGCUGUCACGCACAGACUUUGUGUGUUCAUUGUUCUGACGAUUUUUCGUCGUUAUUAUUAUUAUUUUUCCUUUGAUUCGAAAGUCCGUGUUCCAAAACUGAAGACUAGGGGAGGCAAGAGAAGGGAAAGCAAUCCAGUCCGGUGAUUCUAUUGCAAGCUCAAGGGAUCUGUUUGAAAAACAAAACUCCCCUCCUGGGUCUGGAGUCACACAUGCCCAAGGGGUAAUGCCACCAGUUGCUGGACUCCCCAGGGACCAGGAAUCCUCUGGGGCCAGGCUGUUAAGGGACCUGGGGGAUCCCCCCGGAGGCCCACCCCACCCUCUUCCCCAGCAGGCUGUAGUUUCUAAGCUGUGAACAUUUCAAGGAAAAUUCAUAGAGGAGAGGAAAAAGAUGGCUCAGCUGUUUCUUUCCAGGUUUACACUAGUUGAGCUGAGUUUCUUUGGAAAUUAAACACAAAUGGUAACAUAUUUCAAAACCAGACCCAUCUUGUUGCCUAUUGUGGUUUUAAAAAAAAAAAGAUUGCUGUAUAUAAAAUAUUGGGUAUUGCAGACCAAAUUAAGUGUUUUGCCUUGUUUAAAUGAAAUGCAUGUUUAGUGGGCACUAAUACAAUCUUAUUACAGAAGACUGUUUUUAGUAGCUUAUUGUGAAGUAAGCCAGCUAUAAUGAAUGUCUAUGUCUUGUUUUAAAGUCAUAUCUGUCUUUGCACAAAUGCACCAAUCAACAGGUAUAUUUUAUAUAUUCCAGAAAAGUACAAAGUAACCAUGACCAGGGCCCAACCUUAAUUUUGAAUGCUUUUCCAGUGGUAGUGCCUAGGGAAUAGAAGUGGGGCAGGUUUGAGUGGGAUGUGUCAAUUGGAGCACCAGAAGGUUCAUAUUUAUUAGAGACGUGGGUUUGCCCACCCAGCACAGCAGCUCGUUGAUAGUCCUAGAUCAGAGGUGUGGUGCUUUCCUGAGCAGACAAUAUUCUGUAGGUGUUCCCCACCCCCACCCUAAAUAGCACAAAUUGUUGGGACUGCCCAACGGUUAGGAAGCCAUAGCUGGAAUAUGGACUUUUCCAUGCCCCCAGUGGCCCUUAAAAGAGCCAGAGGUUGGGCAAUCAUCUGGUUCAUCUUGAAGAAGGCAUAGGCCCGUGUGUCUGUGAUUUACAAGACCCACCAUGGGGAAUCCAAAAGCAUUUUUCAUCACCAUGUUCCCUGAAUGCAAACUUCUAUUUCCAGAAGUGACAACAUAAAUUUGAGUCGCUGUUUGGUCUGAUGACCUCAUACAUCCUCAUCUGAAUUGAAAGGUAACAGUAAAAUUUGCUGGUCACGGGUGAGGCAUAUUUCCACAAGCAGCAGGCAUGGGGAAGUCCAAGCACCCAAGGAUGUAGACGGAGAGAUCCUACCCUGGGAGAAGGCAGAGAGGUCCCCUUGGCUGCGGCCAACCUACUUCCUGUAGAGCAUGAACCACAGGAAGAUCAAUUUAUAACCAUGAAGAAAAUGAUGCUGAGCCCAUUCUAACCUCCAGAUUCCUGUGUGUUACUCGAUUCCAUUUUAACUGAUAGUAAAAAUCCAAAUUUGUAUGGUUGACCAAAACGAACCAGCUUCGCAGGGUGUUAUUCUGAGACCUGGACUCAGUAAAAUAACCUUCAUCUUCCUCUGUCGUUUUUUUAUCGUGGUUCUUUACGGUGAGACUGAGUUCCUCCAUUGGCCAAGUGGUAAAAUCUGGUUUUAAAAACGAGGGAAUUAACCUAAGACAUGAUGUGCAGAGUGGCGAGGGGAGCCGGCACCUCUAUAGGUGAUGUUCAGGAACUGUAUCCCACUUUCUCCCGCUCUUGAUCAAAGACCUAAUUCCUCCUUUAGUUCUCCAUACAUGGUGGGGUCAGGUAAUGUUUGGGAAAGCCCGCCUGGGCUCUGUCCUCGGUCAUGACAUCUUACUCAUCCAGACCCACUCUGUUCCCUAGAACCUAGAGCUGGAGUGAAAAGCAGGGGAGAGCGUCUCUAGAUGUUAACAAAAGAAAACAGAGCAGACGAGAGCUAAUGAACGCCAACACGCCCACCCGGGGUGGACGGAAAAUAGUCCUUGUCCUGGCCUGCCACUGACCCUGUCUGUAUUUUCUUGAGGGUUGUUUUCCUCAUUCUCCUCCUUCCCAGGAAGGCCUUUGUAUGUCUGAUCCAGCGCACUCGAGUGUGGCCAAGGGACUCGGCAGCACCCAGAAGGCUGAAUGCCUAAAGGCUUAUGUCAUUCCUGAGCUGGGCCGUUCAUUGUCAUUGCUGUGUUGAGGACCUCUGGAAAUGGAGUCUGUUCUGUCUGAAAUCAGGCCAGCCUGUGAUGGUCAAGGGACUGGAAUAAAGUGGCUUAUGACUUGAAGGA